AUGGAUGCUCCUCGUACGUCGACUACUGUCAUUCCCUUCAAUGGUCCGAUCUCGUUGUCCGACGCUGCAGUUGCUUCUCCAAGUCGGUCUGUGCAACGGAAUCCAUCGGAAGCAGAGCGAACAAGAUUCUCGAGCUCUCCAUUACCAUGGCACCGAAACGAGCCAUCCAACGAGUACAAUUCGUGGAAAACCACAGCUGACUGCUCCCCUUCAGCGAAUUCUUUUGAUAGCAGAAGCGUGUAUGACAACGACCUCUUUCCCGGUAGGCCAAUAGCCCAGCGUUCGAGGAAGAAUUUCUGGGAACCGUAA
Ostertagia ostertagi is the source of this 309-nucleotide messenger RNA. Lineage: Eukaryota; Metazoa; Nematoda; Chromadorea; Rhabditida; Trichostrongylidae. The record is from the annotation of a GenBank genome assembly.